Aspergillus versicolor CBS 583.65 is the source of this 1872-nucleotide messenger RNA. RefSeq lists its product as uncharacterized. Lineage: Eukaryota; Fungi; Ascomycota; Eurotiomycetes; Eurotiales; Aspergillaceae. The transcript is spliced from 5 exons. The coding region runs from base 1 to 1872 and encodes 623 amino acids. The record is from RefSeq and is a predicted model, not a curated record.
AUGCCUCCAACUACAGACCCAGCCGUUCGGAAGUCCAUCCGUGCCGCGAUCCUAGAUCGUCACCGACGAAACGUCCCUAUUGACCAAGAAGAGAUCAAAGCCAGAUACACCAAGAAGCACCCCCACCUUAGACCCUACAUCCUGAACAUUGUCACCGACUACACAGCGCAUCUUGAGUCUCAGAAAAGGCCCCGUAAAGGCUCCAGCGCAACUCAGUCUAUCCAACAUAAUAGUCGUGAGGCCGCAUCAACACCGACGGUCUCGGCAACGCCGUCUACAGUUCAUUCCUCUAAUACCAGCGAGUAUUCGCAAAUUCUUAUUCCGAAAUUUCUCGAAAAGCCCACGCAUGGAGGUGCAGCACAAAACUCGGAAAGUGCCUUUGCCUUCGGGGUGAUGACAGAACCAACGCCUCUCAUGAAAGACUUCACGGAACAUCUCGCCAGUAGCAAAUGCAAAGAACAUACUGCGGUGGCUGCGGUAGCAGCACCCGCCAUGCCCUCGCUGGAUGAUCAACAACACUUUCUCAGUUCUGACGAAGAAGACGAAAUGAUGGCCGUUCCACAGACCGCAGAUCUGAAGCAUGCAGCACUCCUAUCGGCAGCACUCGAGAGGCAAGGAUACAAUAUGCCUUCUCAGUUUGCACUCCUCGGAAAGCUGAAGCCGUCAAAUUAUGAAAUCGACAACCCGGAUCCUAGAGUGGUCCUAAACACCAAUGUCCCAUUCUCUGCAUUUAUCUGCGGCCUGCAGGGAAGUGGAAAAUCUCACACCACCUCGUGUAUCAUUGAGAACUGUUCGAUGACCAUGCCAGGCCUCGGAAACCUGAAGCGAUCCGUUUCCACCCUCGUACUCCACUUCAACGAGUACAGCUCCAAUGUCAAUUCUCAGCCCAGCGAAGCAGCCUUCCUCGCGUCAGUGCUCCCAAAAUAUGCAGCGGAACAGAAACACAUUCCCUUGCGUGUCCUUGUUUCACCAACGAACUUUCACAACCUCUCGUCCAUGUACGCACAUAUCCCAAAUGUAGAGGUGCGACCGUUCAAGAUCAACCCUCGAAACUUGAACAUCGGGAUGAUGCUUUCCCUCAUGUCGAUGUCCCAGAGUGAUCACAUGCCGCUUUACAUGGCCCAAGUUCUGAAAGUGUUGCGGGAAAUGGCGAUGGAGAGCGGUGGGAAGUUCGAUUAUGGCGAUUUCCGUAGGCGUCUUGCCAAUCUCCGCCUGGACCGUCACCAAACUCCAUUUCUUGCGCAGAGAUUAGACCUUUUGGAUUCCUAUCUCGACCUGGUCGGCCAGAACGCCGGUAAUUACUUUGUUGACGGGGGUGUCACUAUUCUUGACUUAUCCUGCCCCUUUGUCGAUCAAAGCACCGCGUGUGUUCUGUUUCGUAUCGCAAUUGACUUGUUCCUCUACGCCCAUCCUUCCCGAGCCAAGAUGAUCGUGGCAGAUGAGGCCCACAAGUACAUGUCAGAAACGAGUGCCGCGAGAGAGCUGACAGAGAGCUUCCUGAAUAUCAUUCGCCAACAGCGCCACCUGGGAGUCCGCACCAUCAUAUCGACCCAAGAGCCCACAAUCUCUCCACGUAUUAUCGAUCUGUGUUCCAUCACCAUCAUACAUCGAUUCACGAGCCCCAAAUGGUACGAGACAAUUCGCGCACACCUUCCAAUCGAGAACGGAAAUGACACCCCGGAUAACGGAAUCUCUGACGGCCUGUAUCAUAUUGCCAGUCUUCGUACCGGCGAGGCGAUCGUUUUUGCGCCCUCUGCCCAGCUUGUUGAUGGAGAGGGAGAGACAUUGGAUACUAAACACCGUACCUUCAGGUUGAUGGUUCGGAAGAGAAUAACCUGGGACGGUGGCCGUACCAUUCUGUCUGUUCGUUGA